AUGCAUCCCAUAGGCACCAUAGCCGUCGAAGAAGCGGUGAUCAGCCCCGAUACAGCAUGGCUUCUAGAUGAAUGCCAGCGAAUCCUGACGCCAGGUAAUGCAGGUAGACCAGCGAUUGAAGCCCACAAGACCCGUUUGAUGGAUAUUCACGGCUCGCGUCUGGAGGCGAUGGAUGCAGAGGGUGUCGAAUUUAUGCUCUUGUCCCUCACAAGCCCAGGCUGUCAAGGAAUCCACGACCAACAACUGGCGGAGAAAUCCGCGACCGACUUUAACAACUGGCUGGCAGGAGAGAUUGCCAAGAAUCCUAGUCGUUUCGGUGGAUUGGCAGCAUUGUCCAUGCAUGAUCCCAACCAGGCUGCCGUCGAACUAGAACGAGCUGUCAAGGAUCUGAAGUUUUCCGGAGGCAUCGUGAAUGACUACCAGGGCACUGGAAACGACGGCCUGACAAAGCUGUACUACGAUACCCCCUUUUAUGACCCAUUUUGGAAGAAGGUUGAAGAGCUUGACGUGCCGAUUUACUUUCACCCGAGAUAUCCAACUGAAAAGGAAGUCGACACGGACGAUUAUGCUUACGGUUCUCGCAUGCACCUGCUAGGUGCUGGUGUUCAAUUCCACUUGGAUCUAUCUUUCCAUAUCUAUGCUAUGUGCUCUUCAGGCAUUUUUGAUCGAUUUCCCGAUGUGAAAAUCGUGGUCGGACAUCUUGGGGAGAACAUUCCUUUUAACCUUUGGAGAGCCUCACACUGGUACAACAAGCCCAGCAAGAAAAUUGCUCGCCCAUCAAAACACGACUACAAAUAUUAUUUCGCCCACAACGUUUUCAUCACUACCUCGGGAAACUUUUCAACCCCUGGUCUGAAAUUCUGUGUUGAGGAGUUGGGCGUGGGAAGAUGUUUAUUCUCCAUCGACACGCCCUAUGACCAGAUCGAAGAGGCCCAGGCAUGGUGGAGAACGGUGGAUCUUGACGGCAGUCAAAAAGAGCAGAUUGGUCGCGAGAAUGCCAUCAGAUUAUUCAAGCUUCCUUUGAAGAUCUAG
Molecule: messenger RNA, 1032 nt
Organism: Aspergillus puulaauensis
Lineage: Eukaryota; Fungi; Ascomycota; Eurotiomycetes; Eurotiales; Aspergillaceae
Product: amidohydrolase family protein
Exons: 4
Coding region: 1-1032 (343 amino acids)
Biological process (GO): secondary metabolic process
Cellular component (GO): cytoplasm; cytosol
Molecular function (GO): carboxy-lyase activity; hydrolase activity
Source: RefSeq, a predicted model, not a curated record